Messenger RNA from Sardina pilchardus (European sardine), 3558 nucleotides. Its product is annotated as tripartite motif-containing protein 16-like. Lineage: Eukaryota; Metazoa; Chordata; Actinopteri; Clupeiformes; Clupeidae. Bases 19 to 1779 code for a protein of 586 amino acids. The transcript is spliced from 8 exons. Gene Ontology annotation, molecular function: protein binding; zinc ion binding. The record is from RefSeq and is a predicted model, not a curated record.
UUGUGUGUGAGGUAGAAAAUGGCUGAGGCGAUUUCUCAGGAGGAAGAGUCUUUCACAUGUUCAGUGUGUCUGGAGCAGCUGAAGGACCCAGUGACUAUUCCCUGUGGACAUAACUUCUGUAUGAGGUGCAUUAAGGGCUGCUGGGAUCAGGAGGAUCAGAAAGGAGUCUACAGCUGCCCCCUGUGCAAACACACCUUCACUCCCAGACCUGUCCUCUACAAAAACCCUCUGAUUGCUGAAAUGGUGGAGAAAUUUGGGAAGAUCAGAAUCCAGACUGCUGCUCCUGUUCUAUCUACUGCUGGACCUGGAGAUGUGGAGUGUGACGUCUGCACUGAGAAAAAACUCAAAGCUGUGAAGUCCUGUCUGGAUUGUCUGUUGUCUUACUGUGAAACUCACCUCAAAGCUCACAAUGAUCUUAAUCCAGGAAGGAAACACUCAGUGAUUGAUGCCACAGGCCAGCUACAGGAGAGGAUCUGCUCUGAACAUCAGAAAGUUUUAGAAAUAUUUUGUCGUACUGAUCAGAUUUGUAUCUGCUAUCUGUGUACGAUGGACGAACAUAAAGGCCACGACACAGUCACAGCUGCUGCAGAAUGGAAAAACAAACAGAAACAGUUGGGGCAGACCCAGAGGAAAUUCCAGCAGAGAAUCCAGGAGGGAGAGAAGGAGCUGCAGGAGCUGAGGAAGGCUGUGGAGACUCUCAAGAGCUCUGCACAGACAGCAGUGGAGGACAGUGAGAGGAUCUUUACUGACAUGAUCCACUCCAUUGAGAGAAGGCGCUCUGAGGUGACAGAGCUGAUCAGAGCUCAGGAGAAGGCUGAGGUGAGUCGGGCUGAAGGACUCCUGAAGAGACUGGAGCAGGAGAUUGCUGAGCUGAAGAGGAGAGAUGCUGAACUGGAGCAGCUUUCACACACAGAGGAUCACAUCCAUUUCCUCAAGAAUGUUGUGUCAGUCACUGCUGCUCUUUGCAGUACAGUUUCAACCAGCAUGACCUUCAACCAAAGUGUGUCUUUUGAGGCUGUGAAGGAAUCUGUCUCUGCAGUGAAGGUGCAGCUGGAGGAGAAACUGGAAGGCAUCUUCAAGCAGGAAGUAGCCAAGAUAUCAGCAGCAGUGGCACAUAUUGAGAUCAUCCAGUCUUUAGAAUAUACUGAUCCUGAACUCCAAAUCAGAAGAUCAAACAGUAAGGACCGGCUGCCACCAGCCAUGUCUGAUGUUUCAGUGUCUGGUGUUUUUCCUGAACCAGUGACCAGAGAGGAGUUCUUGCAGUACUCCUGUCACUUCACACUGGAUCCAAACACAGCAAACAGACGCCUCCUUCUGUCUGAGGGGAACAGGAGGGUGGAGAGGAAAGAUGAGUUCCUGUCAUAUCCUGAUCAUCCAGAGAGAUUUGAUCGCUGGUCUCAGGUGCUGUGUAGAGAGGGUGUGUCUGGACGCUGCUACUGGGAGGUGGAGUGGAGUAGGGGGGUUUCUAUAGCAGUCUCAUAUAAAAGCAUCAGCAGGAAAGGAGCAGGUGAUGAGUCUGGGUUUGGAUAUAAUGAUCAGUCCUGGAGGCUGCAGUGCUCCAGCUCCAGCUUCUCUUUCUAUCACAAUAAUAAAGAGACUAAACUCCCUCUAGUGGCUGGCUCCAGAAUAGGAGUGUAUGUGGAUCACAGGGUAGGAACUCUGGCCUUCUACAGCAACUCUGACACAAUGACCCUCUUGCACAGUGUGCAGACCACAUUCACUCACACACUCUAUCCUGGGUUUUGGAUAUAUACUGGAUCAUCAGUGAGGCUGUUGUGACCCACACUGUGAUUCACAUGUUGAGCUGCUUCUCAGCUGCCUGAGAUUCUCUGUUCUGGGGCAACACAAAAGACCAAAACCUCGCUCCCAUCUCUGGACCCCAGCAGAUAUUACAGCGUCUGCACCUCUGGACCUCUGCUGGAACACCACACCACACAUGCACUAUUGGGUAGGAAAGGUGUUGAGCCCAGUCAAAGAUUCUUUAGAUACCAAAAUGAAUUAUAGAAGGAUUCACCAAGGGAAUGAAAUGACACUAGUUCCGGACUCCCAAAUACAGUAGGUAUGUCCAUACGUCAAAACAUUAACCUUUCUCUGAAUAAGAGGGUAAAUAUAAUUUUGUGUGCUGUUUUAUUGCCUUGCUUGUGUUUGAAACCAAUAAAAACACUCUUUCAGACACGGGAUAAAUAAUUUGGAAUUAGGACCUACCAGUCUCAAACAGAUACAGGGAAUUACCCUUUAGGGAUCUUCUCGCUUUAUCAACCGUCUCUGACAUUGGGCCUCUCUCAACAUCCCUCCUUGAUCCUCGAUGCUCGGUCCUCCUCAUUCCCACUGAUUUAGUGUAACUAGCUAUCCCAUUGUUGCCGCCCCAUCAUUCUUUAUCUAGAUCAGUGAGAACGAGGACAGAGGAAGGAAAGGAGAAAAUAUAAAACACGAAUGAGAGGCACCCCUGGUGGUGGGGCUUUAGGCGAUGUCGACUAGAAGAUUUUUUUAUGGGAGUUGUAUAGCCUGGCAAGCCAAACUACACAGAAAUGUAUAGUCUGGGGUUGGACCAUUCACAGAGCUGAAGCCUGUGGGUGGGAUGAACAGUUGUCUUUCAAACUGCCUCUGCACGUAAUACAGGUAGGCCAGCAUUUGUGACCAAUCGUAGCCGGUCGGCAAAACGGCAAAUACAUCCUUCUUUAAAACUAAUGACUUGAGUGCUUCUCUCUGCUCAACCUUCAAAGAAAAGCCCAAGUCGAACUCUUCCAAAGCCGAUUAAAACGAGCGCGCUUUGUUAGCCUCAUCCAUCUUUCGUUUUUCUCUAUGGUUGUGCAACACAUUCUCACUCCCAACUCAUCGAACGAGGACGCAUGGGCCAGCCCCCUGGCGUCAAUAUCGGAAGCCGAAGGUGAGCUAUGGCGGGCUCAAGGACUCCAUACACAGAUAGAGCGUUCUGAUUGGACCGACUGGCCUGGAGUCGAACGCAGGCUUGGCCUCAACGGUGCAAACCUAGACCAUCCCGCUAGGCAAAAAUGUUUUUAGCCGCUAGGGUGCGUCUAGAUUUCUAGGCUAGGAGUUGUACUCAAGGGACUCAAAAAAAUAUGUUUGAUGAUAUAGCUGUCCCAAAAUAUUUCUGUACACAAUUCACCAUAUGUCAUUGUUUUGGUGGAUGUUUUUUUUAUUUUAUUUUUUUUUAUUAAAAAUCACACAUGAUCGCUACUGUUGAUGGAGUAUUUAUAUGUGUGAGGAAUAGUCAUUGAAAUAAUCCAUGUUUGUUUAACAAACCUUUUAUAGUUUUGAAUAAAUGAUGGAGGGUCUCGGGGUCAGAUAUUUGUAUGUGGUGUGGGACAGUGUUGGUGUCAAUAUGAAACUAGGAUCAAAAGGUUAGAUCAGUCCAGGAGUCUGGCCCUCUCCUAUCCAGCUCCGUCUCAUUCAGGCAUUCAGGCACAAUAAUGAAGAGAUACAGCUCCCUCUAGUGGCCAGCUAUAGAAUAGUGUUUGUGGAUCACAUGGCAGGUACUCGAGGCCUGAAACAAAGAUAUUAGAGUCUGGUGCUUCUGCUACAUUUUGCCACUUUGGA